Messenger RNA from Fusarium subglutinans, 2025 nucleotides. RefSeq lists its product as uncharacterized. The record is from RefSeq and is a predicted model, not a curated record. The transcript has 2 exons. Bases 1 to 2025 code for a protein of 674 amino acids. NCBI's taxonomy places the organism in Eukaryota, Fungi, Ascomycota, Sordariomycetes, Hypocreales, Nectriaceae.
AUGUCACGACGACUCGGUUCACUACUGCUUUCAGGUCUGAUUGCACAAACUGGCGCUCAACAUGUUGUCAACGAACCGGAUACGGUCUGUGUAACGUACUUGUCAACCUACCUCGUCCCUGUCUCCUCGAAUGUCACAGGUUCUGUGCCGAUGGAUGGCGCGAACAGCACAUCGCAAACUUUUGAUGCUGCCUUGUCAGCUUCUACCACAUUCGGGUCCGGAACUGGUCCAUCCUUGGACCUGACCGAGACUCUUCAAACUACUCUGUCUCUUUCUGAUGGCACCAGUCAGCUAAUCAUUACUUCGGUCACGACCGAUACGAAUACUGCAAACUCCGAUCCUACGACAGCACCCGGGCCUGGCGACCAGCUCGUUGUCUUCCGCAUCGUUCCAGACACUGAUAACUCAAGGCGAAGGCGUCUUAGGAGAGCGAUUGGGGGCUUCGUAGGCUCUACUUCAGAGAUAUGCCAAGAUGCUUCUGCGUUUAGCCUCUCUGACGGGCGCCUGUUUGAUGGCGCAAACCCUAUUUAUUACAAUGGCGAAGAAUUCAAGGAACUGGGCGGUCAACAGGCGACAGUUCCUCGUGGGGCUGUAGCUGCAACAUUUUCUGGUGAUGGUGGAUUUCUCCGAUUUCGCAGCCCUGAACUACCCAGUGGUGAAGCAGGCUUCUGUCAGAGCCCAGGAACUGGUCUGGUAUACAUAACCUUUACAUCCUCUCCUCCAAGCUGCGUAUCAGUCAGGUUAUCCGUUGUUGGAGUCGAAGAGUGCGAAGAUGGACAAACGUCUGCAAGCGCUGCUCCGACGUCAACCGAUCUCCAGACCAUGCAGUCUACAGUGGACUCUGUCGCCACAUCUCUUUCCUUGAGUACAGCAAUUCCUAUUGUUUCUACUGAUCUCUCCGAAGCCACAUCACUCGUGGGCUUUACGACUCUUGUUCCUCCAUCUCUAGAACCUACACAGACACGACCUGCGCAAAUAAGUUCCUUUCGCUUUUCUAAUACUUCAACGGUCGUCUUUCCUACCGUACCAAUUGAGACAUCUGAAGACUUUUCUUUUCCAAACAUUCCUGGUGUUACCUUCACGCCAUUAGAUGAAGCGACAACAGCUGAUGCCUUGCCCACCGAUGUGAUAUCUUCGGAAUCACAGCGUCCCACGGAUGACGCAACAUCCAGCCUCCCAGAGGUGACAACAUCGACAGUGCCUGAGAUAGGUACCCCCACCUCGGAGUCUAGUGUCAGCACUUCUGGCACUAGUACUACCGUAGACAUAGAGACGACUAUCGACAUGGAGACUACCAUCAGCAUUGAGAAUACCAUCAGUAGUGAGACUACCAGUACUACAGCAACUUUGGAAUCUGCGAGCACGUUAGACAUAACAACAGAAAUCUCUACAACAACCUCGGAAGCCGAGACUACUACCACCACUAGUCCACCGUCUCGUGCGUGCGAGUCCUACCUCGUCAACCCAACAGUAUUAUUCAGCGGUGACGAAGACAACGAAGAUGGAGUUGAGGAGCUUACUCUUCCGUUCCCAGUCGGGAUAUAUACCGAGUCCAGUGAAACCAUCUACGUCGGCGUCAACGGACUGAUAAGCCUGUUUGACAACUCCAUCGCACAAUCCUCCAACAAUCCCUUUCCGGAUAAUGGCUUACCAUCAGUGGCCAUCGCGGCUUACUGGGAUAACUUGCGCAUAAAAGGGAAUGCUGGCUACGAAAUCACGUACAGAGUGUACGAUGAUGCUGACUAUCGCGCGGUCAAUAUCGACUGGUGUGUUGUGGAUGGGGACGACGUCGUCACUCACUUCAUGGUCAUUCUCAGGGCUUACGAUCUUUCCAACCCCGAGUCAGUUUUCAUGCGUUACUUCCAGUCCAAUGGAGGGAAGUCAGCCACUAUAGCUGUACAGAAUCUUGCCGAUGCCAAGUCUGAGCAAUUCUCCUACAAUAUGGAAAAUGCAGUGCCAGAUGGAUGCACUGUUCUCUUCUUCACUAUAGGAGGUGAUGAAAGAGUUGUUUAUGUGCCACCAUAA